This is a messenger RNA of Colletes gigas, 6604 nucleotides long. RefSeq names its product mediator of RNA polymerase II transcription subunit 1 (gene MED1). Gene Ontology annotation, biological process: regulation of transcription by RNA polymerase II. Gene Ontology annotation, molecular function: transcription coregulator activity. The record is from RefSeq and is a predicted model, not a curated record. NCBI's taxonomy places the organism in Eukaryota, Metazoa, Arthropoda, Insecta, Hymenoptera, Colletidae. The coding region runs from base 152 to 5605 and encodes 1817 amino acids. The transcript has 8 exons. Gene Ontology annotation, cellular component: mediator complex.
UAGGAGCAGUUAAGCGAUCAAACGUGGGUUAGGUGAAAAUAACGGCUCCUGUCACAAUGUAGUGUGUAAUAAUGUUGUUGUGAUAUUAUAAUAAUAAACGUACAUCGAUAUACGCGUAGAUUUCAACACCGUGUGAUCCAUCACGGAAUACAUGGAUGUUGCGAACGGGCAAAAGCCCCUCAGUGGGCAAUCUUCUGUCACUGGUGGUUCAGGAAUGGAUAAAGGAAAAGAGUGGCAGAUGGAAUUGCUUAUGGAAAAAUUACGUUCCAAGGCUUCCACGUUUAAGUCCUUGGUGGAAACUGCCAAAAACCUACGCAUGGCAAUGCUGGAUAAGAGGUUUGCGAUCGAUAGUGCAGAAAAAGGUCAACUACAAAAAUGUUUAGAUACUUUACAACAUUCCAUAAAAGUGACCUCCUUGCAAUCUAUGGUAGAGCGCUUGGAGAGUUUGACCAGGCAAUUGGGCUUAAAGUUUAUGAUGUCUGGUCCACCAGGUACAGAGUUGUUUAUAUCGUCGGAUAUGUUCUUUUUGGAAGUUCUUUUGGAGCCAACAGGUGUAGUUAAAGAUGUUAAAAUUCACCAUGAAGGGAAAAAUGAGCAGCAGAGCUGCGAUGUGUUGGUAUCUUGUCUGACGCGAGGAGAUUUCCUUGAUUUUACAGUACAAUUAGAAGGCUUAGCUUCAAUAUAUCAAUUGAAUGCAGAUAAAAAGGUAAAAUGUAAAGCAUUUAGUGCUUUACAAUCGCUGGAGGCUGAUCUGGGUAUCUUAGCACAAUUGCAGACAUUUAUCAAGGAACCUUUUAAUCUUGUUCAUAAAAGCCCAGUCGGAAUUCUUGAGCGAAGACGGGGAGGCCAUGCGAUGAAAUUAACAUAUUUCGUUUCUCCUUACGACUUAAUGGAUCAAGAGAAUCAUACCUGCGAUGCAUUGAGUUCGGAAGUAGUUAUUAAACGGAAGAUUGGCCAUUCCGUAACAGUUUGUAUGGAAGGUUCUACUGCUCACAAGUUGCCUACAUCUAGUAUCAUAACUGUAAAUAGAAGUCCUACAGGAAAAAGUACUCCAUCCUAUGCUCCGUUAACUGGUACAAAUUCAUCCGUAUUACCCGCUUGCUUCGUAUUGAAACUUGUUAAGAAGAUGCCAAUGUGCAUGGAAUUAAUACGUAGGAUACAGAAGGUUACGGAACUCGAAUGCGGAGACAUAUCGGCUCCCCAUCCGUUGCUUAGUUUGAUUAUUCAGCACGCCAGCGAGGGUCAGUUGGAUUGUCGGAACAACAGAGGACUUUACGUUACUUUACCAGAUCAACAGCACUGCUACUUCAUGACGGAAAACAGAAACAUGGAAGGUGUAUUAGUAUGUAGCAUACCUUUCACGCAUCCGGCACACGUUCCACAGAUCUUGGUGUACUUGCGUCAACAAGCGCUGUUCAACACUUUGAUCGCGAGUUGCGUUAGACCUAUGGCGCGCCACGAUCCAGAACACGCGACUAUAUUCGAAGUGAGCGCUUUAUCAUGGCAACACAUAUCGGUAAGUUUGGAGCACCCGUUCGAGGAGACGAUGGCGACGGUGGAACUGGAUCUGACGGACAUCUCCGCGCUGAAGUGCAAAUUGUAUGGCAUCAGUAUAACGAACACGGAGCGAACGUCAGAUUUGACUGGAAAAGUCUUGCAGAAGUGUUUGAGCAUACCAUUGACGAUGAGGAUUCUCAUGAAGUCGUGGGAGAGUCGAGACUCGUUGACAGCGAUGAACAGUAUGAACAGCGGGAACGGGAACUAUAGCGUUAACCUUGGUUCUGGCAAGGAUCAGAACAGCCAAAACGGUUCCGGGAUGCCGGAUUUUACCAACGGCGAGACGAAAAUACAGCAGGAGCCCGGCCUGAACAACGGAAACGGAACGAUGGGGAGGCAACAGUCGUCGCAACAGCAACAGCUGCAACAACAACAACAACAACAACAACAACAACAGCAACAACAGUCUUUUUUAGAUGCCGGAACGGAGAAUAGUAUCGGUUUUCCGUCGUAUUCCGGCCAAUCCGAUACCACGACUACUGCGAUGUUGAACCCUUUGCAAUUGGGGGCGUUGCUUGGACAAGCAAAAAACUCUUUGGCCAAUCCUCUGAACGAGCGCGCGAAAAAGACGCGUAAACGAAAAACGGCGGACGGUAUUUGGCGAAGCCCAAAGAGGAAAGGCGACGAGACGGCGGAGAUAUUGUUGGAGAGUUCCAGUUCCGACUCGACGCCCCUCGGUACGCCGACCGGUGGCAGAGAAACCAUGAACGAAACGAGAACGUCCACACCGACGUCCGCCACGAGUUUAACCAGCGGUUUAGAUUUUUCCAAUUUAGAUCCCACGGACAUUCUAGGAACGGACAAGAGCUCCGAUUACGAUUUCGACAAUGAAAGCGAGAUAACGGACGUGCACGACUUGCAAGACGUGGAAGAGUUGAUAAAAAGAGAUCGCAAGUCGCGGAAAAGGGAAGAGAAAAAGAGCCCGAUUAUAUUCGAAGAGAACAAAAGCCUGGUGCCGCCAUCAGUAAGUAUAACGCCAAUUUCAAGCAGUAGUUUGGGUCAAGCCACGAACUAUAACUCUGUACUUACGGGGAUGGGUUUGGAAAGGAGACCCGGCAUUGAAAUAAUACCGAUAGCCUCGUCGCCGCAGACUACUUUACCGAGUUCUAUUACUAUAACUCCGAUAGCUGGACCAACGCAGUCGAAAAGCUUGACGGACGAGCGCAGAGAGAGAAAGAGCUCGAAGGGAAAGUCGACGGAGGAUAAGGGCAAGCUGGAAAAGAGACGGAAACGGAAAAGAGAGGACAGUCCUAUGGGACCGCCGCCGGACAAGAUACCGUCUAAACAGGAUCCGUUGUCGAAACCGGUUACGGUCAGCAUCAAACCGACCGAGUCGCCGCCAAAUUUGAGCGCGCGACCCUCCUCGCCGGCCACGACCUUAAGAAAAUUUAGCCCGUCUCCGACGCAUACCAGCCCGCUAGCUCUUGUAGGUAAGUCCAGUCCUACGUUGAAACAGUCAACGAACAAGCCGGUGCAAAGUCCAAAGCACUCUCCGGUCUAUAGUAGCAGUCCCAAGCACACGCCGGUGCCUGCUAGCGUGAGCCCUAAACACGGUACGUCGUCGCCCAAGCACGGUAGCUCGGCGAGCACCGGUAAACCGAGCAUGUCCGCCCUGAAGUCGGCGGCGAACUCGCCGUCCAGCAAGACCGGCGAUUCCAGUCAGUCGAAAACGAAGUCUUCCUCCUCGUCCUCGAGCAAGGAAUCGAACCGGGACAAGGAGAGAAAGACGUCGUCGUUGACGUUCGGCGGUUCGAGCGGUCACCAGAGCCCGAAAACAAAGUCCUCUAGCGGUAAGUUGAAACAGUUGGAAUUAAUUCCCAGCGGCGAGACGCAGUCCGCCCUGCCCAACAGCGGCGGCAGCACGCCGCCGUCCGGCAGCUCGGACCUCGGCAAGUCCGCCAUCGCCCAGCAACAGGCGAGAAACAGAAAGGGCUCGUUGAGCGCGGUCAUCGACAAGCUUAAGAACGCUCAGAACUGCACGGACGACAACGGCAACGGCGGCGCUAAGUCCGCCGCCGGCGGUGGCGGGAACUCGAGCGGUCAGAAAGAGAGAAGCGUCGGCAGCUCGUCGAACAAGGCCACCGAGGGAAAGUGCAUCGGUAAGAACAUGGAGUCGAAGAACCCGGCGGAGUACAUGGUGAAGCACAGCUCCGACGGCAUGAAGAUAACGAUCAACAAAACACGCACAAAGGACUCGAAGUCCGGGGCGAAUCUUAAACUGUCUUCGUCCUCCGCUUCCGUGGCGACCGGCGCGUCUUCCGGCUCGUCCGGUUCGUCAGCUUCCAUGUCGGGCAACGGCUCGCCGAAGACGCACACCGGUUUGAAGCCAGGCGUGAGUUCCGGUCCCGCGUCCAAGAAACCCCCGUCCCAGACGUCACCGAAGCUGUCCGGUUCCUCGUCUUCCGGCUCCGGGAGCAGCAGCGGUAGCAAAGCGACGUUGAUGGGCCAGAAGAUGCUGUCUGCCUUGAAGUCCAUACCGGGGCCGAACUCCAGCAGCGGGAACGGCGCCGGGGGUAUCAACGUGGGCGGCAGCGGCAGCGGGGGCAUGUUAUCCAAAACCGUCAUGUCCUCGAAGUCAUCCUCGAACUCGCCGAAGACCACCAGCUCGGGGGUGACGGACCUCAGUCGGAAUCGCGACAAGUCCCGGUUGUCCAAGUCCAGCGACAAGGGUCUGUUUCCGUCGAAGGGCAUCGGCGACACGAGAAAAUCGAGCCCCUCCGGUCUGCGGGAGGAGAGCGAGAGCGAACGAGCGUUCAAGUUGUUGGCCGCCCACGCUUCCAUGUCGAACCUGUCCAGUCUGCCGAAUUUGUCGCCGCAGCUGGUCGUCGAGGGUCUCAUGAAGCAGCUGGACACCAAGUUCCAGAUACCGAAACUGUCCGCCAGAGCGAACGCGGACUCCGGCGACAAGAAGUCGGAGAAGCUCUCCAUGCUGCCCGACCCCGGGAAGACGCUGGACAGUCUGACGUCGAAGCAGUCGGAACAGUCGAAGCUGCAAACGAUAUCGAACGCGGCGUCCGUGGCCGCGAAAGCAACGUCGGAUGAUCAGUCGAGCCAGGGUAGACGGGACCACGUGCAGACCAAGCCCGACAAUCUCUCCAUGACGAGCGCCACCUCGGUGAUGUCCAUGAAUCUGGCCGCAGACGGGGCCAGCAGCCUUUUGCUACCCGCUUUGUCCGCCGCCGGCGCCCACGAUCUGGACAUCCCGACCAACCUCUCGAUGCAGUCGACCGAGAACGAGUCACGCGACCCGUGCAAGGAGCCGUCGUCGAUGGCCAGGAGCAACGCGCAGUUUCUGGGUAGCACACUGAACUCCACGGCCGUUGGCAAGGACGACGCCAGCGGCGGUGGCCCGGUAAUGGCCGUUCUACCAAAAAGUUCCGACGUACAGUCUACCAGUAAACCCGUGUACUCCGGCAUGUUGGCCACCGGCGCCAUAACCGGCGGCAACACGUCGAACGCAUCGGGCUCCGGCAACGGGGCCACGGAGAGCCUGAACCUGAGCAUCAAACCGGUGGACGCGACCAUGACAAAGUACAAAUCCGACGAGAAGAAGCAACAGCAACAGCAGCAGCAGCAGCAACAACCGCAACAGCAACAGCAGUCGCAGCAACAGCAGCAGCAGCAGCAACCGCAACAGCAACAGCAAGUAUCGUCUUCCGGUGGUUCGUCGAGUUCCUCCUCGUUGGCCGCGGUGAUAAGUUCGGAGGGCGCCGCGAACGCUAUUAAAACCGCGGGGAUAGAGUUGCCGGCGACGACGUCACAGGAGGCCGCGGAGAUGCUGCUGGACUUCUCCACGCCGAAGGACGUGGCGAAGAGCCUGAACUUCACGAGCAUUCCCGAGAGGGCGAUGACCCAGGCGGCCUCGGUGCGAAGAAACACGCCGCCGCCGCCUCCUCCCGCCUUCCCGGCUAGUCCCUCCGUGAGCGUGCACAUUGUAAAAAGUCCCGCACCCUCGCCGAGGGUUAUACCGCCGUCGCCUCACUCCACCUCGCCGUGCAUCACCGACGACGAGCUGAUGGACGAGGCGCUGGUAGGAAUGGGCAAAUGAAGGUUACUGAAACUCUAGACAGAAUUUUAUCCGCGUGUUGUAGCCGCGUAGCGCAAGGCGCAGGGUGUCCCGGUCGGCUCGCGAGCAGGGACGAUCACCUACGUGGAUUUAAAUGUACGCGAAAUUUCCGUAAUUUCAAUAUUCCUCUGUAACAUCGAAUUAAGCGGACGCCACCUGACUACAAACCUAGCGCUAUAGGUUGAUCAUAGAGACAAUUUACCGAUGGCGUACGCGUUCGACUUUACCGGAGUAAUUACCGAGGAAUAUGAACUUUUAACUCCAUUGUACCGUUCUGUUUAUAUUGUAAAAACGAAGAUGGCGUGUCACAGGUUUUUGUUUUUAAUAACUUCAAAAAUUAGUUUUAUCAGGUCGAAUACGUCUGUACUAGCCGGUUAUGGUUCCUUUUACUGGUUUUCUACCCCCCGCUAUGCCUACUCUGCAGAGUUGGGACUUUGGGACCAAGGCUUGCUGGGAACCUAACCAGCGAGGAUCCUGAUGGUGGGAGGAUCGGUUGUGGAACUCCCGUGGAAGAAGUUCGUCGUCCCUGACCUGUAUCAUCCCACGCUUGGCGUACUCCAUCUUUUAACACGUUGACUGCCACAUUUAGGAACGUCUUCCAUAUUUGCUUAAAUAUCACCGCGAAAGACAGAGAUAUUUAAUCGUUAAACGAUGUACUCGUUUGAGUGGUUUCAAACUCAUUUAAGAACAGGCCUUCGAAUGAAAUAAGCUUCCUUGAAAUAGUUUUAGCAAUUCGGAGGCAAUUCAUUGGAAUUUUACGUUUAUUAGGUUUUUUCACGGAUUUACGAAAAUAAAAAAAUAGUGCACGACAAAGGAACUCUAGGUGUUAGUAUCAAAUGAUAGGAUAAAAUUAGAAAUCUGAGAAAUUACGGAGACUAGUAUAUUUUUACUAAAAACUUGGCGUUCGGGUGUGUACCCGAAAUUAUUAUAUAAAUACGUUUACAUACGUAUCGUUGUAUUCGUACCGCUGUUAUAUUAUUA